Eutrema salsugineum is the source of this 1224-nucleotide messenger RNA. RefSeq names its product monooxygenase 2. The transcript has 5 exons. The record is from RefSeq and is a predicted model, not a curated record. Gene Ontology annotation, molecular function: FAD binding. Lineage: Eukaryota; Viridiplantae; Streptophyta; Magnoliopsida; Brassicales; Brassicaceae. The coding region runs from base 1 to 1224 and encodes 407 amino acids.
AUGGAAGAAGAAGACACCCGAGACAUCGUCAUCGUCGGCGCCGGAAUCUCAGGCCUUUCCACCGCCGUUGGACUCCACAGGCUAGGGAUUAGUAGCAUGGUGCUGGAGUCUUCUGAUAUGCUGAGAGCCACAGGCUUCGCAUUCACGACUUGGUUCAAUGCUUGGAAGGCCAUGGAAGCUCUCGGCAUUUCUGAGCAUAUUCGCAGUCUCCAUGAUCGCCUUCAAGGAUGGGUGGUGGGACCCAUCUCUGCAGGAAAUCCUUCUAGAGAGAUGCUCUUUCCCGAAUCCGAAGAAUAUGAGUCUCGAUGCGUACAGAGGAAGUUGUUGCUAGAGGCUCUCGCUGAUGAAUUGCCUCAAGGGACCAUAAGGUUUUCGUCUAAGGUUGUUCAUAUCGAAUUGUCUGGACACUACAAGAUGGUUCAUCUCUCCGACGGAACUAUACUCAAAACCAAGGUUUUGGUAGGGUGUGAUGGUGUGAACUCAGUGGUUGGUAAGUGGCUAGGCUUCAAGAAUCCGGCUACAACUGCCCGGUUAGCAAUCCGAGGGCUCACACAUUUUCCAGCCGGCCACGGAUUUGGGAGUAAGUUCUUCCAGUUUUAUGGCAACGGUGUUCGUUCGGGUUUUAUCCCCUGUGACCACAACACUGUCUACUGGUUCCUAACACACACCUCUGCUGAGUUAGAUGAGGAUACAAAUCCAGAAAACAUCAAAGAGUUUGUGCUGAAAAAGAUCAAGGACUUGCCUGAAAACAUUAAGAGUGUCGUAGAGACCACCGAUCUUGAUAGCGUUGUGAUGUCUCGACUAAAGUACCGACCUCCAUGGGAACUUCUAUGGGCAAACAUCGCAAAGUACAACGUAUGCGUUGCAGGGGAUGCACUUCACCCGAUGACUCCUGAUAUUGGACAAGGCGGUUGUUCAGCCAUGGAGGAUGGAGUUAUCCUCGCUCGUUGUCUCGGUGAAGCUAUAAAGGCUAAGAAUGUGAAAGGUGAAACAGAAGACGAUGAAGACGAGAGUUAUAAGAGGAUUGAAGAAGGUUUGAAGAAGUAUGCAGGAGAAAGGAAAUGGAGAAGCAUUGAUCUUAUAACUACGGCAUAUACAGUAGGUUUCAUACAGCAGAGCACGGGGAAGUGGAUGAGCCUGUUCAGAGACAAGUUCUUGUCGUCUUUCCUUUCUCGGUUGCUGCUGAAAAAGUCCCAUUUCGAUUGCGGAAGCCUUGUCCCAUAA